GAGCAGUCCGUAAGUGUUAAGUAAGUUGCGGUUGCAGACCGUGUGGCUUCGUUUCUGCAUUCGUUACAUGCUUCGUUACAGCAUGCAUGAGCAUCACACGACAGGCCCUGAACCGCUCCAGGUUUAUAUGUUGUUCAGCUCACGUAACCUGCAGAAGGAGGAUUGCUAUGUCACAGCAUAUGAAGAUGUCACGACACACACCCGCCAAGAGAAUUGAAGGACUGGAGAAGAACGUCUGGGUGGCUUUCACGUCACUGGCAGCCGAUCCAUCUGUUGUGAACCUGGGCCAGGGAUUUCCAGACAUUCCCCCACCUUCUUAUGUCAAGGAGGCCCUAGCAAAGGCUGCAUCAGUGGACAGUAUGAACCAGUACACCAGAGGCUUUGGGCACCCAUCUUUGGUGAAGGCCCUCUCUCAGGUGUAUGGGAAGGUCUAUGGACGUCAGAUUGAUCCUUUAAAAGAAAUUCUGGUCACAGUUGGAGGUUAUGGUUCCUUAUUUAGCUCCAUCCAAGCUCUGGUGGAAGAAGGGGAUGAGGUCAUCAUUAUUGAACCUUUCUUUGAUUGCUAUGUACCUAUGGUGCGAAUGGCCGGGGCCAAGCCUGUGUUGAUACCACUGAGGCUUAAGUCUGGAAAGAAAACAAUCACAAGUGCUGACUGGUUUCUCGACCCUGACGAACUCGCUGGUAAAUUUAACUCUAAGACAAAGGCCAUCAUCAUCAACACUCCCAACAAUCCCAUUGGAAAGGUUUUCACCAAAGAUGAGCUGCAGAUGAUCGCAGACCUCUGUAUUAAACACGACACUCUGUGCUUCAGCGAUGAGGUUUAUGAGUGGCUCAUCUACAGGGGGCGCCAGCAUGUCAAAAUUGCGACUCUGCCUGGAAUGUGGGACCGAACGAUUACUGUCGGCAGUGCAGGAAAGACGUUUAGUGUGACUGGAUGGAAGCUUGGCUGGUCUAUUGGACCUGAGCACUUGAUGAAGCAUCUUCAGACUGUCAUGCAGAAUUCUGUGUACACCUGUCCCACACCUUUACAGGAGGCAGUGGCACAAGGUUUGCUCCUGAACUGUGAGCUGAUGGGUCAGCCUGAGUGCUACUUCACUUCACUGGCAGAUGAACUGAAAGGAAAAAGGGACCGGCUGGCUGCCAUUGUGGAGGAGGCUGGCAUGACUCCCGUCAUUCCAGAGGGAGGCUACUUCAUGCUCGUGGACGUCACAGCGCUCAAUCAGGACCUUUCACAUAUGGCUGAGGAUGAAGCCUAUGACUACAAGUUUGUGAAGUGGAUGAUUAAAGAAAAGAAAUUGGCAGCCAUUCCAGUUACUGCAUUUGUUGGAGAAGAGUCCACGAAGGACUUUGAGAAAUAUAUCCGCCUUUGUUUCAUUAAGCAAGAUGCGACUCUCGAUGCAGCGCGGAGCAUCUUUCAAGACUGGAGGAAGGUUUAACGGGAGGGUCGUCUCAGGACCUGAACUGUACAAUAACUGGAAACCAGAUAGUACAUAUUUGAAAUACGUAAUUAUGAAGAGAAGGACUGAAUAGAUGAAAUCAGCAUUCAAUUCAAUUCAGUUGUAUUUAUAUAGCACCAAAUCACAACCGUCCCCUCAAGGCGCUUUGCAUUGUGGGUAAAGACCCUACAACAAUACAGAGAAAACCCAACAGUCUAAACGACCCCCUA
Archocentrus centrarchus (flier cichlid) is the source of this 1666-nucleotide messenger RNA. RefSeq names its product kynurenine--oxoglutarate transaminase 3. Gene Ontology annotation, molecular function: L-kynurenine:2-oxoglutarate transaminase activity; pyridoxal phosphate binding. NCBI's taxonomy places the organism in Eukaryota, Metazoa, Chordata, Actinopteri, Cichliformes, Cichlidae. Gene Ontology annotation, biological process: biosynthetic process. The record is from RefSeq and is a predicted model, not a curated record. Gene Ontology annotation, cellular component: cytoplasm; mitochondrion. The coding region runs from base 87 to 1436 and encodes 449 amino acids. The transcript is spliced from 14 exons.